ACAAUGUCUGUUUUUCUGUUACUUGUGGUUAUGGGUUGAGUUUUACUGACAUUUUCAUUGAUUAGAUAUCUGUAGGGUAUGUUCGCUUCAGUGGCAUUUUCUAUUCCAACAAAGCCUAUUGAAAUUAAUUGAGUGUGACAAAAAUCACUAAUUAGCCAACAAUCUAUUUCAGUCUUUACAGAUUUACAUUUAACUUCCGUAUUGUCAGCCAACCACCAACAGGAAAUACACCCAAUACUUUCGACACCAAUAGAUAAAACUGCCUGUCAUUCAUUUUACUGGAAACAGUUUAAGAAAUGUUCUGCUUAGUUCACUUCUAUUUUUAUUCUUGGACCUGUAGCAUCUCUUUUUAGCCACUAAUUUCAGCGCAAAUUAUUUAGUUAACUUCCAAGUUUAUUUUGGACCAGAUGAGAUCAUUGACUUGGAUUGAGGUGAUCCUCAUUAUGUCUCAGGCAUCAGGCGCUAAUGAGAAUAUUGCCAAAUGGAUGGCUAAUUACCCCCCAGAUAUUCCCGCCAAAAAGGGUGAAAAUGUGAUCAUUCCAUGCAAUGUUACCUACCCCCCGGCACGAUCUACAGAUUCUAUCCAGGCCUACUGGAAAAAAAUGGGACCAACUGAAAUAAACAUCAAUGAUAAGGACAAGAAGGAAUUUCUCUUUCAUCCCAACAAGACCAUGGUCAUCAAAAGUUUCCAGGGAAGGACCACAUUAAUUGGGGAUAUCAGUAAGGGAAACUGCUCUCUGAAGAUAGAAAAAAUAGAAAAUGGGGAUAUGGGAAGGUUCUACUUACGAAUUACCAAUGGAUUCGACCACUACAGUUUCUAUAAAGCACUGGUCAAAAUACAUGAAGCAGGAUCCAACCAGAGUUUUCAAAACGGUUCAAAUUAUACAGUUUCCACAGUUCCAAUCCCACUAGUCACCGCAGAAGAGCAUGAGAAAUACCCACCUACAUCCGGAACAAUAUUUGUUGUCACCAUUGUCCCAGGGGUGGUAGUUCUGCUAGUGGCUGUAUUCGGGUGUGUUUGGUUCUUAAGAUACAAGAAAAGGUCCAGGUUGGUCACUGAGCAAGAGUCUGGAUAUUAUGCCAAUUUUACCACGACAACUCCAACACCCAAAACUGAAAUAAUCAAAACCACAAAGAAAAAAGAUGUUCCUCCUCCAGGAGGUUUUGAGCCCAUCUAUAUCAAUGUUCAGAGACCAAACGAUGCUUUGGAGAGCACGGAUGAAAUGAAGAGUGUGUAUGAAAAUGUGAAUUGUUCAAAACAAUAAUGGCUGUUCAUAGGGAUCAACACUACUAAACAAAAUGUAUUGUGAAUGUGAGUGUAUGAUGAUAAGUGAAAAAAGCUAUUUUUUAUUAUACAUAAGCUCAUACAGUAUAUUACAGUACUUACUGGAAGUAUUGGCUUUUUAAAUAAACAUCCUU
Messenger RNA from Esox lucius (northern pike), 1419 nucleotides. RefSeq lists its product as uncharacterized. Lineage: Eukaryota; Metazoa; Chordata; Actinopteri; Esociformes; Esocidae. Bases 408 to 1265 code for a protein of 285 amino acids. The record is from RefSeq and is a predicted model, not a curated record. The transcript is spliced from 9 exons.